Temnothorax curvispinosus is the source of this 690-nucleotide messenger RNA. RefSeq lists its product as uncharacterized. The transcript has a single exon. The coding region runs from base 1 to 690 and encodes 229 amino acids. The record is from RefSeq and is a predicted model, not a curated record. Lineage: Eukaryota; Metazoa; Arthropoda; Insecta; Hymenoptera; Formicidae.
AUGAAUGUGUUGUAUCAUAAUGUAGUCGAUGUUUUAACGGACCUAAAUCUUGAUGAUCGUGUUGCUUUAUCAACAGCUCAUUACAACAUGGGUUUAGAAUAUGUUACUUCCACAGAUACUAACGAUUUAAAUACUGCUGUAGAAUAUUUUGCAAGAAGUUUGGUACUGUUAGGGGACAAACUGUUAAACCGUAAAACUAUAUUGCCCAUAAUAGGUGUACUUAACGGAUUAUAUUUUGCAAAGAAGAAAGAGAAAGAUGCUUUUAAAUAUGUGGAUCUAGCAUUAGGAUGUUAUGUGCUAUACAUGGAAAAUUAUUCUGAUCCCAUCCACAUACCAAGUCUUGUUGAUGUUAAAGAAGAAGAAUCGAAUCCUAGGAUUAUCUUGAACACUUUGCAUCACACAACUUUGCAGGAAUUAGGACGUUUAUAUCUUAAAAGGUGCAAAGAUAAGUACAAAUUUGUAACGUACAUGCAUAACACAUUAAAUAUCCGACUGACAGACAUGUCAUCUAACAAAACAAAAUUCGAUGAAAAAUGUCUUAAUAUGACUUUAACCUUAUUUGAUCUGUCUAGAAACUUCCUAGCAAACGAUUUGUUUCCUAAAGCUAAAAGUCACAUUGCUAUUGGAGAUUAUGUAAUACACAGAUUUGAUGAAGAUAUUAGAUCGGAAGAGAAAGAAAGCACCUCUUGA